Anopheles darlingi is the source of this 1930-nucleotide messenger RNA. RefSeq names its product methanethiol oxidase. Lineage: Eukaryota; Metazoa; Arthropoda; Insecta; Diptera; Culicidae. Gene Ontology annotation, molecular function: selenium binding. The coding region runs from base 245 to 1693 and encodes 482 amino acids. The transcript has 4 exons. The record is from RefSeq and is a predicted model, not a curated record.
CUGGUAGUGGCCAACAGCGGACAGCAGCCUCUGCUGCUGGCUGGCUGGAUUCCCAAACUCUAGGGAGGUUGAUAAUGAUGAUGCUGGUGCAAACGCGUCGCAAACGAUGACAAGCGGCUUCAUCUCGCGCGUCUUUGGUCGACGGUAACAACAACAACUUUAUCAUUUCAUUUCGAACCAUCGUCGUCGUCGUUGCUGGGGUGCUAAAGUGUCUAGUAGUGAUAUCAUUCGGCUGAUUGUUAAGAUGAGUGACAACAAGUGCAAAUGUGGUCCCGGUUAUGCAACGCCACUGGACGCCGUUCGGAAUGGUCCGGUGGAGAAGCUACUGUAUGUGGUUUGCGUACAACCGAACUUGGACGAGGAGCACGGCGAUUACCUCGCGACGGUUGAUGUGGAUCCCGCAAGUCCAACGUACUGUCAGGUCAUCCAUCGUACGUACACGAACAGCAAGGGGAACGAGCUGCAUCACAGUGGCUGGAAUACCUGUUCGAGUUGUCACGUCCUGAAGGACGCCGACAAGCCGGUUCCGGUCCGCGAUCGUAUGGUGCUACCCUGUCUCAACUCGGAUCGUAUCUUCAUCGUGGACACGGCGAGCGAUCCGCGAGCACCAAAGCUCGUGAAAGUUAUCGAGGGUGAUGUGCUGCAGUCGGUCAACUGUACGGCACCGCACACGACCCACUGUCUACCGAACGGGAACAUUAUGGUUUCGGUGAUGGGCGAUGCCGAGGGUAAUGCGCUCGGUGAGUUCGUUGAGUUUGAUAAGAACUUUGAGCUCGUGGGACGCUGGACGCGGGGUGAGCGGAAGGCCCCGUGCGGGUACGAUUACUGGUAUCAGCCGUACUUUAACGUGAUGGUUGCCUCGGAAUGGGGUGCCCCGAAGCUAUUCCGUCGCGGUUUCCAUCCGACGGAUUGUGAUGAUCCGACGCAGUACGGGAGUCGGUUGAAUUUUUAUCGCUGGCAGGAACGGGAACUCUUCCAAACGCUCGAGCUCGGCGCGGAGGGCACGACACCGCUCGAGAUUCGGUUCCUACACAAUCCGAAGGAGAACCAAGGGUACGUCGGGUGCGCACUGUAUGCUAAUGUUUAUCGGUUCUAUCAGAAGCCUGGGGAGAGUGAGUACAGCGCAGAGAAGGUGAUCGAUGUGCCGGCCAAAACGGUGGCCAAUUAUGCUGAUCCACAGAUCGGGGGCAUGAUGACGGAUAUAUUGAUUUCGCUUGACGAUCGCUUCCUGUACUUUAGCAAUUGGUUGCAUGGUGAUGUGCGUCAGUAUGAUAUCACGGAUCGGGCACAUCCGCGUCUUACCGGGCAAGUGUUCCUCGGGGGAGCUAUUGAGAGUGAUUCGAAGGUGCGCGUUUUGAAGGACGAAGAGUUGUCGGAACAGCCGGCGCCGAGGUUUGUGAAGAAUCGAAGGCUCCAGGGUGGACCUCAGAUGUUGCAGCUUUCGCUCGAUGGCAAGCGGUUGUAUGUUUCGUCCAGUUUGUUCUCACCCUGGGAUAAGCAGUUCUAUCCGGAGAUGGUGCGUGCCGGCGGUACGAUCGUGCAGCUGGAUGUCGAUGUGGUGAACGGGGGCAUGACGGUGAACGAAAACUUUCUGGUGGACUUUGGCGGAGAGCCGUACGGACCGGGACUUCCACAUGAGAUGCGGUACCCGGGGGGAGAUUGUACCUCGGACAUCUGGCUGGUAGAUGAAUAGGUUGCAGUAUGUUGAUCAUAUGUUCUUCAUGUUUAACAACUUAAUGCCCAAUAAGUGAUUGCAUUGUCAGUAAAUUUCCAAGCAUAAAUAUACAAGCACAGAGAAGCAAUUUGUCUCAAGACAUGUUGUAUGCACAUCUUCAUCAUUGUAAUUCUAAAUCGAUUGCAGCUAAACACAUGUUCCAUUGAGCUCUAGGAAGUGAUCCAGGAACAAGACCCCUUACCUCAACCAAUCAAU